This is a messenger RNA of Sabethes cyaneus, 1901 nucleotides long. RefSeq lists its product as uncharacterized. Gene Ontology annotation, cellular component: nucleus. NCBI's taxonomy places the organism in Eukaryota, Metazoa, Arthropoda, Insecta, Diptera, Culicidae. Bases 96 to 1682 code for a protein of 528 amino acids. The transcript has 3 exons. The record is from RefSeq and is a predicted model, not a curated record. Gene Ontology annotation, molecular function: DNA binding.
CUUCAGAGGCUUCAAUACAAGAGAAAAAUUCGGAAAUUUUGUCGUGUUUUCGCGAAUUAAGAUAUUUUCUUCAGUUUACAAACGCAGUGCUCAUAAUGGAAACGGAAGAAACCUCUGCGGUAAAGGAGCAAACAGAUCCCCCUUCGGCUUUACCAGUAAAGGCGGAAGACGAGCCCCCGGCGAUAAAAGUAGAAGAACUUAUGAUAAACGACACUUUGGAAGCGAACGAAGAUGAACAACCCAGCACCGUUGAUGAAUCACCGGACUGUUCCGGUGUUGUAAAGCAAGAAUCGGCAAAAGACGGUAUUGAAGUCGGUAAAACUGAAGCAUCUGAGAUGGGGCCUGCAACUGUAACUGACGCUAAUGGGAAAGUUGCAAAUUCCAGUGCAAGUGACUGUGAAUCCACCGGUAAUCACCCGCCGCCGGACCAACCGACUGCUGGAAAAAAGAAAAAGAAGGCCUACUCGGAACGUGAUCUCGAAACGAGCGUGGUGGCUGUACGGGAUAAGAUAAUGUCUCUAACGCAAGCUGCGGCAAAGUAUGGAAUCCCAAAGACGACAAUUUACUUCCGGCUGAAAAAAGAAUCCACAGGCAAGAGCCGCUACGGUCCGACCACUGUGCUGUCCAGUGAGGAGGAGCAGAAAAUUUCCGCUUGGUUGCACGAGACGGCAAAGCGAGGUUUCCCCUGCACGCCGCGGGCCCUGUUCAGCACGGUUAAAGCCUUUCUGGAUAGCGCCGGACGCAAAACGCCAUUCAAGGAUAACCUACCGAGUUAUACCUGGCUCGAGUCGUUCAUGAAACGCUGUUCUGACGAAGCACGACAGUUCAUUCGGAAGCCGGAUGCUGUAGCACGCGCUGCUGCUCACGUCUCAAAGCAGGACAUUGUCAGCUGGUUUAAAGGCACAGCAAGCUACCUAGAAGAGAAACAGUUAAGUGAUAUUCUAAUAGACCCACGACGAAUCCUCAGCGCUGCAGAAACGUCCUUCGAGUGCAGUCAUGCCACGAAAGAGGUGCUGGUGGAAAAAGUGACUCGCAACGAGUGCUUAGUUCAAGAAACAGCAGACCCAACGAAAAAUGUAACAGUAUUAUUUACGUUCAGUGCCGAUGGACACAUGUUUCCAUCGGCCGUAACCGUUCCCUUCAGGCGGUUGACGAAAAAUCUAUUACAAUCUUUUCCGGAUGAUUGGAGCCUAGGAAAGUCGGCUAGAGGCUGGAUGGAUUCGGAAAAUUUCAUCGCCUACGUUCACAACACACUGCAUCCUGAACUGAUUGCACGAAAUGUUCCACUGCCGGUGAUUUGUUUUCUAGAUGGCCAUAGCUCUCCGACGGGAAUCGAUGCGGCCGUAGCGUGCGCCGCGCUGGGAAUAAUUUUAAUUGCCCUAUUUCCGAAUGCUUCCCGCCUGCUGCAGUCAUGUGAUGUAGCCAUAUUCAACCCGUUGAAAAAUCAAUGGCCUACUGUGAUCGCUGAUUGGAAGAUGAAAAACGGGGAAACAUUCUUUACGGUAGAGCAAUUUGGAGGUGCUCUUCAGAAGACCAUUCAGUGCAGUAUAACACCAUCCGUGGUGCAAUCCGGAUUUCGAAACAGUGGGCUUUAUCCCUUCGAUGAGAACGCAAUCGACUACAGUCGUUGCGUGACUGAUUCGGAGUUGAAUGGAGAUCAUUUUCAAACUUUUUUAAAGUAACAUCAUUAGCGUGACUCUAGAUUUUAAUUAGGCUUAAUUCGAAACGUGAAGCAUGAGCCUGUAUUUACAGGGACAUAAGAAUGCAUCUCCUUCGAAAAACACCCAACAGGGUCAUUGUAAAUUAAUUUAAUGACUCAUAGAUGCUCUGCUGAAGGAGCAGUUCUAUUAAUGAAAUGAACACAUAUUGACCGCAAAUUAGCCAAAACGGUCCGGUCCAAA